GCAGCCUAUAUAAGCACAAAAUGGUCGCGCGAAAAUACCCUCCUAUUCGAAUACCUGACCCUCAUCUAUCCUUACCACUUCUCUACUACUAACAAUGGCACCCUCUCUUCGUCUUGGAAGCACCGCGCCUGACUUCGAGGCUGAAACUACUGCUGGGCCCAUCAAGUUCCACGAGUGGAUUGGAGAUUCUUGGGCCAUCCUGUUCUCGCACCCUGAUGACUUCACUCCCGUCUGUACCACCGAGCUCGGUGAGGUCGCGAGGAGGUCAGAGGACUUCAAGAAACGCGGGGUCAAGGUCAUCGGCUUGUCUGCAAACGGACUCGAGUCGCACAACAAGUGGGUGAAGGACAUCAACGAAUACGGCGCUCAGUUCGGUCCCACCGAUGUGCAAUACCCAAUUAUUGCAGAUGAGUCCAGGAAAGUCGCUACUUUGUAUGAUAUGCUGGACGAGCAGGAUGCGACCAAUGUGGACAAGAAGGGUCUGCCUUUGACCAUUCGCACUGUUUUCGUCAUUGAUCCCAAGAAGACCAUCCGUUUGACCAUCUCGUACCCUGCCUCGACUGGUCGCAACUUCGACGAAAUUCUGCGGGUCAUUGAUUCCUUGCAAAUCACCGACAAGCACCGUAUCGCAACUCCUGUCAACUGGAAGAAAGGCGACGAUGUUAUUAUCCACGCGUCUGUUGGUCCGGAGGAGGCCAAGACGCUCUUCCCCCAGCACACCACCUUCAAGCCUUACCUCAGGACCACUCCGCUGCCAUCUCAGUAAAGGUCCGGUGCUCGGCUAUUGAUCUGAUUCCCUCGUUGUUCAUUAUGAAAGUCUAAGGCUGGAAUAGGCGGCAUGGUGUAUGAGCUUGUAUGGAGUAUCCUGUAGUAAUUAGCAUAACAAACGGUUGUUUCUAUCAACGGUGCAAGGUACCGCAUCACUCGCCUGAGCAGAGAGAUGCGGUUCAAUGAUGAAUGUUAAGACUAUUCGCGGG
Molecule: messenger RNA, 977 nt
Organism: Stereum hirsutum FP-91666 SS1
Lineage: Eukaryota; Fungi; Basidiomycota; Agaricomycetes; Russulales; Stereaceae
Product: 1-Cys peroxiredoxin
Exons: 6
Coding region: 95-766 (223 amino acids)
Biological process (GO): cellular oxidant detoxification; cell redox homeostasis
Cellular component (GO): mitochondrion; cytosol
Molecular function (GO): peroxiredoxin activity
Source: RefSeq, a predicted model, not a curated record